UGGAGAUGGGCUCCCUCAGCCGCUCCUGCCUCACCCAUCCCUGUACCUCCGAUCCGGCCGUGGGCGGCAGGCCUCUCAGUGACGCCUGACCCUGUAGGGACUCAGGGUGUUCUCGCCCCACCCCGCCUUCUCUUUCAGAGCUUUCCCGAACAGCAGCCUCCGCAGUCAUGGCCCCGCCUUGUGUGCCCGCCGUGGGCUUCACGCUGGCGCCCAGCCUGGGCGGCUUCCUGGGCUCCCACUUCGUCCGCGGCGAGGGCCUGCGCUGGUACGCCGGCCUGCAGAAGCCCUCGUGGCACCCGCCCCGCGUGCUCGUCGUGCCCGCAUUGGGACGGCUGGCUACGGCGUUGGGGUACGGCUCCUACAUGGUCUGGAAAGAGCUGGGGGGCUUCUCGGAAGAGGCAGUGGUUCCCCUCGGCCUGUACGCCGGGCAGCUGGCCCUGAACUGGGCAUGGCCCCCCAUCUUCUUCGGCGCCCGACAGAUGGGUUGGGCCCUGGUGGACCUUCUGCUGACCAGUGGGGUGGCGGCGGCCACGGCUGUGGCCUGGCACCAGGUGAGCCCACCAGCCGCCCGCCUGCUCUACCCCUACCUGGCCUGGCUGGCCUUCGCGACCACGCUCAACUACUGCGUAUGGCGGGACAACCGCGGCCGGCGUGGGGGCCGGCGGGGCCAGGAGUGA
Microcebus murinus (gray mouse lemur) is the source of this 677-nucleotide messenger RNA. The record is from RefSeq and is a predicted model, not a curated record. Lineage: Eukaryota; Metazoa; Chordata; Mammalia; Primates; Cheirogaleidae.